AUGAGUCAUUGCUGCUGCAAAGCUAAAAAAUAAAGAGACUUUAUAAAAAACGAAGAAGUAGAUUUUAGAAACUCUAUUUUAAAGUCUGUAGAUAACUAUGAAGUUACCUUAAAUUUGUUGAAAGGAACUGAUUAUAAUGGUACUGUAGUGAUAGACUUCAAGUUCAAAUAGCUAUUAUAAUAGGGUUAACAUUUACAAUUAGAUUACGAUGGAUAAGAAGUUGAUUAUGUAGCAUUAGUGGAUCAACAAAGGUAAGAAAUUAAAUAACUUGAAUAUGUCUUUGAGAAUCAGAGAAUACUCAUAGGAUCCGAGUAAUUCAGUGGUGUUACUAUUGAUAGUGUUGUUUCUAUCAAACUAAAAUUCAAGAAUUAAUAUUACAAUUUAGAUGAUGGAUUAAACUCUACUAUCACAGAUUAAAACAACCAAUAUAUUUAUGCACAAGGAGAAGUUGCAAACACUUAUAAAAUAUUCCCUUGUAUUGAAUAAAUUAAUUUCAGAGCUACCUUCGAUUUAACAGUAACUCACCCAGCUUCAUGGAAAGUCGUAUCUAAUGAACCCAUUCUUUCGUAGUUAAAUAUCUCUUUCGACACAUAAAAAACGGUUUUCAAAAAAUCUUAGAUUGCUUUGCCUAACUAUCUAUUUACUCUCUGUGCAGGUGAUUAUGAGUAAUACAAGAAUAUUUAUAACGAUAAAAUAGGAAUGGAUACAUAUUACAGAAAAGAAAAAGCUCAAUUUGUCGCAACUUAGAUUUAAGAUUUUAAUGAUAUCACUAAAUUUGGUAUUAACUAUAUGGAAGAGUAUACUAAAAUUAAUUAUUAUAUGGAUAAGUACGAUUCUGUUUAUUGCAUAGAUUAUACUUAUUAUGGUAUGGAAAAUCCUGGUUGCACCACAUUAGAAGAAAGGAGAUACGUUUUUGAACAGGAGAGAGAACCAAUUAAAAUAGCUUUAAGAUCAGAUAUAUUGUUCCAUGAAAUUUCUCAUAUGUGGUUUGGAGAUUGCAUCAGUCUCGAUUGGUGGAAUAACCUCUUCUUGAAAGAAGGUUUUGCUAAUUUCUUUGGAUACAAAAUCAACAAAGAGUACUUCAAAGGAAAAGAACUUGAGUGGUACUAUGAAAUGGGUAAAGUCAAAGCUGUAUACGAUGAAUCUAAUCCUGAAACUGUUUUUCCUCUUAGCCAUGAAAGAGGUUUAUAUUAGGACUACGAAAGCAUGAACUACCAUAGCGAUAUCUCCUAUUAAAAAGGAGGAUCUGUAUUUUAAAUGAUGGAGCAAAAAAUUUAUGGAGAGCAAGAUUUCUAAAACCGUAUCAUCAAAUACUUUAAGAACAAUUAAUUUACAGUGGCAGGCAUUCAAGAAUUUUUAGCAGAGCUUAAGGAAGAUGAUAGCAUUUCAAGAAAAUAUAUUUUUAAUAAGGGAAUAAGCUAUUACGAUCAAGGUGUAUUCAGAGAUACCUAUAAUCUAGGUUUAACAUCAGAUGAGUAUAGAUAACUAAAGUUAAAAUUCUUUGUCAUAUGCAAAUAAAGUGGAAAAAUAAAUGAAAUUCCUCAUUCUGAAUUAAAUUAGUACUCUACUGAUAAAUUUGUUAUCAUUUUAAAUAAUUGCGAUAACCACUUAGUAUUUUAAAGAAUUUACAUAGAAGAUUUAAAUGCUAUUUCUGAGUUGAAUGUCUUCGAAUAGUUUAAUUUACAACUAAGGAUUUCUUUAUGGAAAGCCAUAAUUUUUGAGCUAAUUUAAUUCGAAAACAGUUAAAAUCAUAUUAAUUUCUUCUUAAAUAAUAUUCAUUACGAAUAAAAUCCUGUAGUCUUUCAUUUUGCCCUAAGAUUUGUCCCUAAAUAUGUCAAUAAGUGGACUGUAGAAUAAGAAAAGAAAAUUAUUUCAGUUUACGAAAACGAACAAGAUAAAUUAAGAAAUAGAAUUGUGCUAAAGAAUUUAAUCAGGUAUCUCUUCACCUAAGAAAACCUAAAUUACUUAGUCACAGAAUACUUAAAGUAAACUUUUAAGAUUAAGCAAAAGUAUUUGGAUUAACUCACAGAAAGGCUUGAUCCUAAGUCUGAAGACUACUACAAGCUCAUAGAAAAAAAUAAAUGA
Messenger RNA from Tetrahymena thermophila SB210, 2085 nucleotides. Its product is annotated as peptidase M1 family protein. The record is from RefSeq and is a predicted model, not a curated record. Gene Ontology annotation, biological process: peptide catabolic process; proteolysis. NCBI's taxonomy places the organism in Eukaryota, Ciliophora, Oligohymenophorea, Hymenostomatida, Tetrahymenidae. Gene Ontology annotation, molecular function: metalloaminopeptidase activity; peptide binding; zinc ion binding. The transcript has 3 exons. Gene Ontology annotation, cellular component: cytoplasm.